AUGCAACAUGAUAAAAUACAUCAGUUGGCAGGGUAUAUGUUGCCAACCAAACUCGGACGGCUGUUGGAGCGAUGCGGUAAGCCCAUUUUUAGUGGCAAGGAUGAUGUGCGGCGGACCAUGGUCGCUUUGCUAGAAAUAUCCGCCUUUGUGGACCGUAAAGGACUAAAAUUCGUGGUUGCCCCCUUCAGGCGGUUCUGCCGCAGGGAUCCUGAUGCCAUCACCAGUGUGAUGGAGCUAGUCCCAAUCUGCCCCACAGAGCCAUCACAUGGCCGAAGAGCCUCAGUAUUACUGCAGUGUCUUCCAAAACAAGGGUGCGACGACGUCAUAUGGGAGCAGGCAGUUCAGGUAUGCCUGUCAGGUCUUCAAGGGAAGAAGUGGGAUUUGCAUGACUAUCGUAUUGCCCUUGCACAUGCAAGUCGGUGGGGUCGCCACCUCAGUUUACUUGGGGUGGCCACGGAAGAACUUGUCAACACGACUGUGCGAAGCGCCUCUCAGAGUGAGCUUCCUGUGUUGUUUGCCAUCCUUACUUCACUACCGGAAUUGAAGAAUUCUUCAUGCCUACAGGCAGCAGCUGAUCGAGUUGUGUCACUGGCAGAAGUCUUGACUCCAGCAGCUAUUGGACAAGUGUGUGCAUGUGCCAAUAAAAUUCAAUUCAAGCAUAGUGCCUUGGCAAUUGCAUUGCAAGAGGAAGCCAUUCGUUUUGCAGAGGAGAGUGAUUUUUUCAGUGCUGUCCAGCUGUUCAGUUUUAUUUGCCAGCAACAGAACGAUGCAAUUAGCCCGGAUGCCAUUAAAUGUCUGGCGGAACGUGUGAUUGAAGGGGAGGACCUGGAUCAAGAGACGGUGAUAACGCUCUGCCGAGCGCUUAAAGCACUUCCUCGACAGGUAAGGCCAGAACUUCUGCGAGACAUCACUGAGAUGAUCAUCUUCCUAAGCCUGGAGGUAAAAGUUAUUUUGUCGCGGUCUGUGGAGGAGGGGGGUCUCAAGGGGGAAACUUCAGUAUCUAAUAUUCAGUCCUUCAUUUCUCGCUUCCUUGCCCUGGACAGCCUGCUUCCAGUGGAUCGUGAGCGACCCAUGGAGUUUACAGGAGCAAUAAAAUUAUGUGUGGAUUACGUCACAGAGAGACUCGAAGACAUUGUCGCGGAUGAAAACCCACCGUUUUCAAUUAUUCCAAAUCUGCUUAAUGUAAAUAUGGAGGAGACCCGACAAUGCGGUCUGGCCAUCAUUCGAGAAGCCGCCGAGCAGGGGAUUCAUUUCCCAACGCUUCAGGCGUUUCGUUUUCUUUUAAUGUUGGGGGAUCAUAACAUGAAGGAUAGGCGCGUCUAUCGACACCUUCGCAAUGAGUUUGCCAAGACAGCUUCCGGUAUUCCUAUGAUUCAGCUGUGUGCCGCCUUGAAGUGCUUUGUGCGAGGCCUCAUACGGACCCCAGAGACCCAUUCUCUGGAAGACCAAGUGGAACGCGAACUAGAGAAGGAGGACAUGGAUGCUUUUCUGCGUUUUUGUGUGGAGAACCUGCAACGGGGAUUUGCGGACGGAAUGGAGAUAAAGUCCGCCCUUGCAGCUACAGAGAGCUUGCACCAGCUCGGAUACACUGACCCUGUGUUUCUCGAAAACGUCGCACGCUACCUUGACACAAAGUGUGCAUCAGCAUCACCGUCCGCGAAUAGUAGUGAGGCAGCCAAUACGGUAUGCCUUGCUCUUGGUGAGGAUAUUCUUGACAAAUACCCUGCCGUCCACAAAUUUCUCUUGGAGGUGCAAACCGAUGGUGUUAGGGGGGAAUCAACACUUCCUCCGACAGAGUGGAUGAACAAGAACGAUCCCUCCAACUUCGUGGUCCCCUUAACGGAACUUCAACAAGAGGGGUGGAACAUCAUUAACCAAAUGAUUGAGACCCGAACUGCAGACACGGAAACGCUGAAAAAAUUGGCCAAGGAUUAUGUUUCCAUUCUUAAAGACACUCGUGUGGAUGACCUCAAAUAUUUAUUUGGUGUAUUUGAGGAGAAAGUACUCAAGGAAGAUAAACUUUUGAAAGAAUGCCUGGAUUACCUUAUGAGCAGCAACAUGGUAUGCAAGCUAUCUGCAACCAGUGUUGGGGCUAUGCUUCAUAGUCUUGCGUCGGUACGGUUUGUGUUUCAUCGAAGCGUCAAACGACUUGUCUUGGCUAUUAGUGCUGAGCAAUGGAAUGAGAUGGAUGCUGGCCCUUUGGUGCAAAUUGUCUCAGGAAUGGCGAAACUUUCACUGCGUGUCCCGCAAGUCUUGACUCAUAUAGGGGAUCGUCUUGUGCGGGUUCAUGCGUUCCUCUCCCCAAUGGAUACGGGGGUUCUUAUUAAUGCGUUUCAGUCCCUUGGGUAUGGCAAUGAUGAAGUGAUGAUGAUGUUAAUGCGUCAUGCCUCAUCAAAUGCUUGCCGUUGGGAUGAAGUGCCUCUCACAUUACUUUUUGGUUCAUCAAGUAUUCAUCGUCUGCUUCGCGAUGUGGAGGUGGCGACUCCACUGUUGGAGCAGGCUACCAAUAAGGCCUCGUCACCCCAUCUUCGACAAAAGAUUGCGGUCUCACUAAGGCGAUCUGCGCUUCCCCGAGAGCUUGUACAGUCUUCAACUGCUGCCUUGACGGGAGGUGGAGGUCAAGAGGCACUGAAGCCGCUUCAAUUAACUUGA
Molecule: messenger RNA, 2652 nt
Organism: Trypanosoma rangeli
Lineage: Eukaryota; Euglenozoa; Kinetoplastea; Trypanosomatida; Trypanosomatidae
Product: putative mitochondrial RNA binding complex 1 subunit
Exons: 1
Coding region: 1-2652 (883 amino acids)
Source: RefSeq, a predicted model, not a curated record